AGCUGGCAUUUGCAGGUAGGCGAGUAGCAGUCAAUGUCCUUGUAGCCCAGCUGAGGCCAGUGAAGCCCUCAGACGUGCAAGCAAGCGACAUCCAGGACUCCUCCAAGCUUACUUUUUUUUUAUUUUGUUAUUUUUUUUUAAAACAGCCCUUUCAGCUGCAGCCUUAACAGUUUAAGAUUUACGUUUUUUGUGGGGAAAUAAACCAUAUUUUGCCAGUAUGGGAGCUGGGGCUAGCAGCGAGGAGAAGCAUUCCAGAGAGCUGGAGAAAAAGCUUAAAGCAGAUGCUGAUGCAGAUGCCAGGACCGUCAAGCUGUUGCUGCUUGGUGCUGGUGAAUCUGGGAAAAGCACCAUUGUCAAGCAGAUGAAAAUUAUCCAUCAAGAUGGUUAUUCAAAGGAAGAAUGCUUGGAGUUUAUUGUCAUAAUCUACAGCAACACCUUGCAGUCUAUGAUGGCCAUUGUGAAAGCCAUGACUACCUUAAGCAUUGGGUAUGGAGACCCUGCUAGACAGGACGAUGCUCGUAAGCUGCUGCACUUGGCAGAUACCAUCGAUGAAGGAACCAUGCCUAAGGAGAUGUCUGACAUAAUCUCCCGCCUAUGGAAGGACUCAGGCAUCCAGGCCUGUUUCGAAAGAGCUUCUGAAUACCAACUCAAUGACUCUGCUGGAUAUUACCUGAAUGAAAUGGACAGGCUGGUGGCCCCGGGCUACCUCCCCACUGAGCAGGACGUCCUGAGAUCAAGAGUAAAGACCACUGGUAUCAUCGAGACCCAAUUUGGUCUGAAAGACCUAAACUUCAGGAUGUUCGAUGUGGGUGGUCAGCGUUCCGAAAGAAAGAAGUGGAUCCAUUGCUUUGAGGGGGUCACCUGUAUCAUUUUCAUUGCUGCCCUCAGCGCUUACGACAUGGUGCUGGUGGAGGAUGAUGAAGUGAACCGCAUGCACGAGAGUCUUCACCUGUUCAACAGUAUUUGCAACCACCGUUACUUCGCUACCACCUCCAUCGUACUCUUCCUCAACAAGAAAGAUGUCUUCACAGAGAAGAUCAAGAAGGCUCACCUCAGCAUGUGCUUCCCUGAUUAUGAUGGCCCAAACACCUAUGAAGAUGCUGGUAAUUACAUCAAGUUGCAGUUCCUGGAGCUUAACCUGCGACGAGACAUCAAAGAAGUCUAUUCCCACAUGACCUGCGCCACAGACACGGAGAACGUCAAGUUUGUGUUUGACGCCGUCACCGACAUUAUCAUCAAAGAAAACCUGAAAGACUGUGGUCUCUUCUAAAGCUCUGAGCCAGCCAAGAAUCACAACGUGAAUGGUAUGCAACACCUCUUCCCCAUCCACUGCAUGAAAUAAGUUCCAAGCAGCCUCAGGUUUUAAGAGAACCCAAAGCAGAAGGAUCUACAGCUAUAAUGAUGAAUCUCAAUCGGAUACACAGGCACCUGGCUGAAAAUGAAAAUAUAUUUUAGUUUGGAAUUCUGGCAUUUACCACUGUAUCGUCUCAGUAUAUACUCCUUGUAAACUCUUGUAGAUGACAGAUGCACUGUACAGUAUGUGGGGUGUGACAGCACAGGUGCAGCAUUAAAAAGAUACAUUUCUCAUUAGUCUGACUAAUGAAUUUACACCGCAGAGAAAGCUCCACAUAGGUAGAACUAUUUUAUUUUUAUUUUUUUUCAGGAAUGGUUUAAACAGAGCAUUCAAUAAGCAGCCAACUGCUACACUUAAAACGUAUAUUGGUGUUAAUUUAGUUUAAAUGUGAAACUGGUAGCCAUUACAUUUAAAACUGGUUUUAAAAUGUUCAGCUCUACCUGUGCAAGCACUUGUUUUAAAUUAAAGAGAUGACAUAACAAAAUGUGUACAAAUUAUAUUGCAUGAUAUUAUGGAGCAAAUGUAGUUUUGAAAAUAUAAAGUGGAGCUGUAUUAGAGGUAAAUGAAUACGAUGUAUAUACUGUGCAGUUAAACUGGCUGAAAAACAGUUAAAUGCAUAUAAGUUAUAUUACUGUACUUAAGGCGGGUUACAGCUUUACCAGUCAAAACUCAUUCUACAGUUAUGAUGACAGUUUUAAAUAGCUUGGAACUAUGUAUAUUGAAAUGAUGUAAAUCUAUUCAUUAAAACUAAAUAAAAAGUCCCACUACCUUU
Messenger RNA from Acipenser ruthenus (sterlet), 2126 nucleotides. RefSeq names its product guanine nucleotide-binding protein G(t) subunit alpha. Lineage: Eukaryota; Metazoa; Chordata; Actinopteri; Acipenseriformes; Acipenseridae. Gene Ontology annotation, molecular function: GTPase activity; G-protein beta/gamma-subunit complex binding; G protein-coupled receptor binding. The coding region runs from base 218 to 1270 and encodes 350 amino acids. The transcript is spliced from 9 exons. Gene Ontology annotation, biological process: adenylate cyclase-modulating G protein-coupled receptor signaling pathway. Gene Ontology annotation, cellular component: heterotrimeric G-protein complex. The record is from RefSeq and is a predicted model, not a curated record.